UGAAUGAGAGAGGUCUCAUGUGGAAGCCAUCUAGUUAGCAUGCGUGCGCAACCGGUGUAAAAGUUUUGCAUGGGGUACCUAGAUCACGUAUCUUUUGAUAAUUGGCUUGCAAGUUGACGCCUGCAACGGCAAAAUCAGUAAAUUAACAUUUACUCAGGAAUGCCCUCUUGCUGGUUAGUGAGUGAGGAUGGCAAUCAUAAACCCAUCCAGUUACCUCAUCUAGAAGCAGUGGUGUUGGGUCGAGGUCCGGAGACGAAAAUAAAGGACCAGAAAUGCUCUAGGGAACAAGUUGAGGUGAAGGCAGAUCACAACAAGGGAAACGUCAUGGUAAAACAGUUGGGAGUCAAUCCAAGCAGUGUUGAUAUGGCAGUCAUCGGGAAAGGAAACCAGGUAAAAAUGAGGACUGGUCAGCGGCUUCGCAUGGUCAACCAGCUUUAUCCAUACAUUGUACGUUUCAAGGAGGACACUUCCAACCAGUUUAGCAAGGACAGUUGUAAGGCCUCCAAGAGACCCCAUCAACAUGAAGACUCAGUGGAAGAGGCUGCCCAUGGCGAGGUCUACGGGAAUAAACAACCAACACCUGGGCACACAGUGCAGGACACUACCCAGCAUGGACAUACAGACAAAGGCCCAGGCCAGUAUGGAGGAUCAAGUGCUGCUCCUCCCCUGAAAAAGCCUGUACAUGCCAAUAACCAUGUGGAAGGUGGAGGUCAUUGGAGCCAGGGCUUAAAGGUGUCGAUGCAGGACCCAGAAAUGCAGAUAUACAAGGAUGAUCGAGUGGUCGUCAUCAAGGACAAGUACCCAAAGGCACGGUACCACUGGCUUGUGCUGCCAUGGGAGGCCAUCCCCAACCUCAGGGCACUCCGACCAGAGCACAUGGACUUACUGACGCACAUGCAGGAUGUGGGCCAAAGGAUGGUCAGGAAGUGUACUGCUAACCACCUUCGCUUCCGCCUGGGUUACCAUGCCAUUCCCAGCAUGAGCCAUGUUCACCUCCAUGUCAUCAGCCAAGACUUUGACUCGCCGUCCCUGAAAAACAAAAAACACUGGAAUUCAUUCACUACAGAUUACUUCAUUGAAUCUCAAGAAGUAAUUACCAUGCUGGAGAACAAUGGAGAAGUGACCGUCAAAGAAGGCAUGGCUGAGCGGUUGAAGCUGCCUCUGCGUUGCCAUGUGUGUCAAAAGGAACAAGCCACAAUACCCAAACUCAAAGAGCAUCUGAAAUGCCACCUCACAGUCUGAUCUCCGUUUGGUGGAGACUUCUUUUCUUUAUCGUAUUAUUUGUGUUACAAUAUUCAGUAUUUUCUGCACAGGACUGUUGUAGUCCUACGAUACUUGAGUCAUAACUGUAAUUAUGUUUUCAAAAAUUUGAAACGGUUGAUUUACAGAGUAAUGUUGCAGUAUGUUUGCUUGUUCAUUAUGUGAAGACAUUUACUAAAAGUUCUGAACAUGAAUAAAUUAAUUUUGGUUUCCUAGGACUGCUGGUGAAUAUAACAGUU
Molecule: messenger RNA, 1499 nt
Organism: Clupea harengus (Atlantic herring)
Lineage: Eukaryota; Metazoa; Chordata; Actinopteri; Clupeiformes; Clupeidae
Gene: aptx
Product: aprataxin
Biological process (GO): single strand break repair
Cellular component (GO): nucleus
Molecular function (GO): protein binding; single-stranded DNA binding; mismatched DNA binding
Source: RefSeq, a predicted model, not a curated record